This is a messenger RNA of Amoebophrya sp. A25, 8221 nucleotides long. Lineage: Eukaryota; Dinophyceae; Syndiniales; Amoebophryaceae. The record is from the annotation of a GenBank genome assembly.
UAUUUUCGUUGAAUCAUGAUAGAAACGAUGAGAAAUACACUUUUCGAGCAUGGCUCGUGCCAUCCUGUAGUGAACCUGUGGCACCGGCACGGUGAAGAGAGUUCUUGUGGAUUGUUCUUCUCCGAUAAAACGCAUGAUAUUUCGCUGUGAUGCAAUGAUCGCAUCAUUGCGUGGUGAAGAAGAAUACAACAAGGGACGACCACCUCUUCACCACCACCUCCAGGAGCACGAUUUAAUUAAGACACGAUGAAGAAGCAGAAAGUGGCUGUGUCACGACCUGUCGUGAGUAACCCACAAGAGGGGGCAGGCGGAGCAAGCGCAGCUCCGUCGAAAGGGAGUUUGGCUUCAACGAGUCCAUCGCCUGUUGCAGCCUCUCCGGAGUUUGGUUCUCCAUCGGUCGGCGGUUUGGAUCUACCUGGAGCCGUGAACACUGACAGCACAACCGGAGCCGUAGAAGAUGAUGGCAAUAUUCCUGCAGAGGACACCGACCUUGGAAGAAGGAGGCGGACAAGGGCCGCGUCGAGGAUCUUUACUGAUUCUAUUAGCCGGACGAGCAGAACCAGUAGGAGCAGGAGAUCUUCACGUGGAGGUGCUCAACAACAGAGCAGAACAUCAGGGAGGUCUAGCCGUGCGUCAGGAGUUGACAGGAGAACAGGAGAAGACCAAGUCGGAAUUUCUGCUCGGAGGAGUUUACGUGAACAUGGGAACUCAGUCGUAAGCAAUUUCUGGCGGAGAGAUUUGCUAGGGUUGCCGGAUGAGGGCCUUGCUUUUGGAUCAUCUUCUUCCGAAGACGAGGAUGAGGGUGCGUCUUCAACUACAGUAGUUGAUCCUCCAGCACAGGAGGGUACUAGUCGCGCUAGUAGUAAACGACCUAAAGGAGGAGCUGUUGACGAGGAUGGGGACAAAAAAAUGAAAAUCCAAGAUUUCAUGAGUAGUAAAGAUAGUGGUCCACCUCCUCUAUCCGAUCUAGGUCUAGCGUGUGGACGUAGUGGGUGGAAGCGUCCUCCAGCAAGUCAUCAUGACGCAGGAGAAGGAGAAGAAGAUACAACAACAGAAGAUCUUCAUGCUAGAUUAAGGCUUCCCCUAAUCCACCCCUUCUGUAGGGAUCCCUCAAACAUAUGCGCACCAAUACAAGGGAGAUACUGACGCCCAAUACAAUUGAGGGAUUUCCACAGGGAUGAAUAGGGGAGAGCUCUAACUAGAGUUGGGGGUCGUAGGUCGUCUACUAGGAAUCAUAUGAGUGUCCCGGAGUUGGUAGGUCCGAAUGUCCCUCCGUCAAGCUCUCUAUCACCCGCACAAGGAGAGCCUCCAGAUAGUGCGAAGCAGGACAUGGAUGUCGACAUGGAAGGAGAUUCUACAAAAAUAGAAGUAUUUGGUGAGCAACGUCAAGAACUUUCUGAUGAAGGAGUAGCAGGUACAACGACCACUGGUGCUAAAAAUGUGACAACUUCUGUUCUUUCAUCUGCGGAUUAUACUACUGGUGCCACAUCAACUUCUGUUCUUUCUGCUUCCGCUGAUAUUAUUUUAAGGGUUGAAACAUUUCAUUUUUGCAAGCCUUCUCCGCUUGAGAUUGCUACUAAAAAUAGUGAAAUGUUUCAACCUUUAACUAUUGCAGCAUCUUCAAGAGCCUCACACUACUCUGUCGCCCCUUCAAGUAGUACUUCGAGAAAGCGUGGCUCUUCCAGUCUUUUUCUUCCUAGUUCAUCUCUUUCACGGCGGGCACGGUUAGGACCAGAGGGAGAGGGGGGAGAAAUGAAGAGCAUGCGAGGACCCGGGGGAGACCUCAAGAGCGUGCGAGCAGGCGGGAAGAAGGAGAAGGAUAAAGACAAGGUCAUGGAGGGUAAGGACAUGAGUGAGGAGCUCUUUAAAAAAGCCAUGAAGAAAAACCCGAAGCAAACGGAGAAAGUCUACAAGGAAAUGUUGUUAUGGGUCGAAUUUGCAUCAUUUCCGAGCUAUCAUUCACAACCAAGAAAGACAAGAAGCGAGGUACUAUAACACGGAGUUGUACUACUUUGGCAUUUACUUCUGGUUCUUCAGUCUGUCGACACUACGUCUGUCGACACUUUCUUGGACGGACCCCAACCUAACCCAACCGACCGAGCCGAGGAACAUUUGCAUAUUUCUAAGAUAAUGCUUUCAAAAGUUUUUGUUUCUCGUUCCUCCUCUCCCACCAGUAUUUUUUUUGAAUUUUUAUUUGAGACGAAGGAGCUAGUCUUCAUCCUCCUCUUGCUUCUAACCUACAAGUCUGGCGUUUUCUCCAAAGCUGCAGCGCAAUCCGUGACGGUGCAGGUUUGCGACGAGAAGAAAGAGUCUUUUCAGCCGCUUGAUGAUCAGAAGUUGAACAUCAGUUAAGGAUUCGUUGAUUAAUGCAUCUCAAGUAGAAGACCCAUCUUUGACACUGACACGAUUAUUUUUCUGCUGCUGUUCCUCGCCUACUAGUAGUAGAGUAAUCUCCUCCUUACAGAUACUCAAUAAGGACCGCUCUCUCUACUUACAAGUAAUGCUGUUCUCAAAAUCAACUGGCCCGAGGACACGCAUCGGACAACUAGAAGAUCUUUAUUUUACCGUCUACUCAAUAAGCUGCAUAUCGUAGGACGAUAAUUAACAAGGACAUCUUGUUCUGGGGAGCAUCAGCGAAGAAGAUACGAGUAAGGACAUCUUGUUCUGGGGAGCAUCAACGAAGAUAGAUAAAAAAAAUACAAUAUACUUACCGGAUUCUUGCUUCUAAGGAAAUGAGCGCAAGGUGCUUGCCGAGAUGUGUGGCGUGCCUCCUGGUCAGCGUUUGUUGCUGAAAGAUAUUCGCGACGCUGUCGGUGUCAAUACCAAUUAAGGCUAUACAACUUGUAUAUCGUCUAAAUUGUUUGAAUGACCUCCAAUAAGGAGGUACUACAACACUGAUCGGCCUCACAGAUAGAUACCUACUGCUAUAUUUAUAAGAGGCUCCAUGACAUGACAGGAUGUCCAAGAACUAUGGCGGUUUUACUAGAACUCCUGAAUUUUUUUUAGCGUCAUCUACGCAGGAGCGCACAAACUGAAACAAUAGUUAUACUUCUCCGCUGCACAUUCUUGGGAUACUAGACUAGUCAACUCUGAAUUCAUACACUUCUAGGGACACUCCUCAAUCUUCUCUGACAAUUGACAACUCAUCUUCUCAUCUGACAACUGACGGGUCAUCUUCUUUGACAACUGACGGGUCAUCUUCUUUGACAACUGACAGGUCAUCUUCUCUGACAAGUGACCUCAACUCGCAUGCUCCUGACCUCAUAGAUAUCUUCUCUAAGUUAGGGCGCUUAGUGAGAACGCUGGAGCGAUCUUGGCAGCAGCAGCUGUGGAGAUGGGUGACACUGGCGGCGAUGAAGAUGGUCCGAGUGCAAUUGAUUUAGCUGCCAUUCUAGUGGCGCAAGGUGUGCUUUCUAGAUUUUUUUUGGAAGAUGAACAUAAUCUACUUUUAUUUCACUUUUUCACUAAAUGCAAAUCCCUUAGUUACAAUCUGCCCCAUGGUUAUUUUUGAGGUUCUUCUUUCUGCAGCCACGACAACAAGUAGAAGAUUAAUCAUAUCAUCUCCAUUAAUCAUAUCAACAUCUCCAUUAAAAAUCAUAUCCCACACCAGGUUUUUCGGAGAUGUACUCUUUGCAGAUGGCGGGGUUGAUUAACCAUCCAGAUACAGACGACGAUGACAGAAUAACACCAGCAAAAGGGAGCGACCUUUAAGACGUAAAGCUUGUUUAUUACAUGGAUCAUGACCUUGAACAAGAAAGGUUUUCUUGCGUUUUUUUUCCUACUUAAUAGGGUGUGUGAGGACAGCUCCACCACAAACUAUAUCGAUCAUGAAGAAUGUCAUCACCCCAGGCAGCCCCUGUCAGCUGCUACGUGGUUCAAAAUGAAUGCAUAAAGUCAGAGUCAUUGCUUUAUAUCAAAGGAUGGAUUUGCAUUUGCAUACUGCCGCCUUUUUCUUCUUCUAAGAGGUAAUUCUUGUUGUAGGGAAAACACAUGUCGCCAAAGAUUUAUAUAUAAUGAGAGGUAGUUAUAGACCCCUUCUCCUUCUCUAACGCAUGAAGCUGUUGAACGCUUUGGACAUGAACAAUGCAACAACAGUAGGCAUUUUGCGUGGUUUUGUUGCAGCACGUGGUUGGGGUGGUUGUCGAAUGCUCAAGUCUUACAGCGAUGAGGCGCACGACCUCCUUCAUAUCAAAAAGAAAAAGAAAGGAGCGAAGGGCGACCCAGUCUUAGACGCACUUCAGAUUAAGGCUCAAUACGAUUCAUUUCUACGAGGCCUUGCUCACUGUUUUCUUUAUAAGAAAGUGGGCUAGUAAGUUGUAGAUUAGUCAAUCUCGUCAAAUCCUACAUUCUUCAGGAUUGUGACUGAGAGUGAGAAAAUGGCAGCAAGAAAUGAAUUGAAAUUGUCUAUUUGAGGUGGUCUAAUCAGUAUCAGAAGGGAAGCGACGAGGGCAACAAAAAAAGCGGUAAAAAUCCAGACAUACCAAAGAAAAAAGUAGACAAUAAGGUUUUAGAUGGUAAAGCUGACAGAAAGGAAGUCCACUUCGCAUGUCGGGACGUCGAUCCGAAGGUGCUAGAUUUAAGGUUUUCCAAGUUACAUCCUCCAGUAACAUCCUUGAUGACCUAUAGUAGAUCUUCUACAAGCAACUAGAAAAAUGGGCCGCUAGGGCAAGGAUGUUCUGAGACUGAGGAAUGUAAUAUUUCUGCAAGAACUACCUCUAAUAGAUGACCUCCUUGACCAGAUCAAGAAUUUCGACGACAAGGGUGGCCGUGGUAAGCCUCCUGGAAGUCCGGACAAUCCUUUUGCGGAUAUGGGGAAGGCUACUUCGGAAGACAUAGCCAAGUUAAGACUCAAUAUCCUUCAUAUGAUCUACAAGUCAUUUCAUUCUCCCUUGUAGAUUAGGAAAGGGUUGGGAGAAAUGUACUUCCUACAAAAAUUCUGUCUAAGAUUCUGAUUACUACAAUAGGCAAGAGAUGAAUUGUUUUGGGCUCUAAUUAAGCUCCGUGACCUGCUAGAUAUGCCAGAACCACCAACGCCUGCAGGACGUCGACCACCGCCUGGCGGGCAUAAACUGCGUGUGCCGAUGCAAACACUGGAAGAUAAAUUUUAAGACUUCCGGAAAUUCAUCUUGAAAGGCAUCUUUGGCACAGUUUCAACGGGAAACCAUAACCAGGUCAAGGAUGCACUGGCUGCAGGAUGAAGAUUUGGAAGGUCUAAAAAUUAGCAGCGAAGGUGAGAGAGGGCAAAAGUGAAACGACAGGUCAAGAUUUCCAAGAUGCCAUGGAUGGUGGGCCUGGUGCGAAAAAAGGUGGAUUUUCUCCCGACGAACGCGCAAAACAGAUGCUGAUGCACAAUUUUUAAGGCGAUUACACGAACUACACUACCACUGACUCGACACUAGCUCAAACUAAAUGUAUGAUCUGGUGUCUCGACGUGACGAGUCAUCGUGUUGAGUAAUUUUAAGGGAAGGAUGAAUGAAAGGGGAUCAACAAGAACCCAAGCUCAACCUACCAGGAGGGAGUCUCUAACUGUGGUCCUCGAUUGAUUCCUUUAAGUCAUCAUAUAUUUCGACUAGUGUCAAGAUGUGCUCCGACUAGUGUCGAUAGUGGGUGUGAUGUUGUCAGAUGUCUCAACUAGUGUCGAUAGUGAAGCGCUAAUGUAUAGGAGUGAGUGAGCCGUAUGCAGAGCAGCUGGCGAAAAUUCUCGUAGAUGACAAAGUUAAGGCCUACUUCAUGAAGUAGAGCGUAGUAGCUGUUCUCUCAUGUAUUCAAGGAGAAACAAGAAGAGGUAUCAGGAACAUGGUCUAUUUCAAGAUGGAUUUCAAAUGGUUUCAUGAUUUCUUCAAAGUUUCUCAUUGGAUGAUGUCGUCAAGAUUUCUCACUUGAAUGAGCUCUAAGAAAGGCGAUCCGCAUGGGAAGAUACCACCACCAUCGUCUCCGGAAGAUAAGGCGGCCGCAGGUAAAAGCAAGGACGCCUUUAAAAACCUGAGCAACUUACGGAACGCAGUCAAGCAGGCCCAUAUAGCAGACAAGAAAGUGAAUCCCAACUGGAACGAUCCUCCGAAAAAAAAAGAGGAAAAGAAAGAGAAAUUAUGCUAUCAACAGCGUUGAUUUUUAUCCAUCUUCUGUCGUCGAGGCAGCAUCUCGACAUUACCCCUUUUUGCACUUGUAUUAGUAAUUCCAUGGCGAACAUCAAGGGGUCGUCGAGAUGAGCAGGGGACCACCAAGAUCAAGAUGAAUAAAAGCUGACUGCUCUAAAGAAAAAGAAAGACGAGAAGAAAGACAAAGAAGAUAAGAAGGAAGCUGAUGACAAAAAGAAGAAGAAGGAUGACAAGGAGAAGGAGAAGGCCCUGCCGGACGGAGCCAAGGCCUCGAUGUCUGUCAAAGACGGCAAGGAGCUUGGAAGUGGAAAAAAUUAAGGUCGAGGGCCCUAAUGCUAAUCCAUCUUUUUCCAAAGCAUACUUAAUUCUGAACAAGAGGACCUUGUACUUCUUCUAUCAAGUAGAAGUAGUGGAAAAAAAUCUAGGCAUAUAAACUCCAGGAUCACAAGUGGCUAGUUGUCUCAAGAAGAUGUAUCAAUCAUCAGGGUCGUCGUGUCCCUCGUGAACUCUAUUACCUCUAAAAAAAGGAUAAAAAGAAGGACAAAAAAGAGAUGAAAAUGAGUGCUGGCAAAUCGCUUAACGCGAGCAACGCCAACGAUGACGAUGGAGCUGGCCCUAGUGGACGGACUGGUGGUGAUAAAACGCUCGAACAUGGCCAAUCAGAUAGUAAGCUUAAGGCUUCUUCGCGUAAUGUGAUGAUCUCCCACUGACUCCCAUUUUGUUUUUGAAAUUCAACAUGUUUAAAUUGAAUAUUCAAGAAAUGCAUGGUCCAUUUUCGUAGAAGUCGUGCUAGGAUGAGAGACCAGAGAAGUUUGUUUCAAGGGCGGAAAACAGUCUCACCAGGAUUCAUUGACCUCUUCAAGAUCCCCGUGGAAGAUUUUCAUACAUAUGUAUCUAACAGAUACAUGUCUACCUCUAAAUAUAGUUCUACAUAGUAAUAGAUAAGUACAUAGUAAAAGGUAGAGGUACAUAUUAUAUAUACAUGAGAAAAACUACUUACUAGAGACGUAUGAUGAUGAUGAUGAUUAUACAUGUUUAGAUUAUCCUCUAAGCAGCAUGGUGGUAGUACAGAUAAGGGCUCAGCAGACAUGCACAUGAGUGCGCCGAAGGUAGGAGCACACAUCUUGGAGGACCUCGCUUUUGGAUCGGGUGACGAAACUGGUACAGCUGGCAAAGUUAAGGCUACUAUUACCAUCGGGAACUUCUUCUGGAGGUCAACGUGAUGGUCAAGUAGAGCAUAAGAUCACUUACCACUUGGGUUUACAACUUGAAAUAUAUAUAUAUUAUGUAAAAAAAUAGAAAGAACCCAUCCUCGAUGAAUUAUCGAAGGUAAAUUGUAGCUUUUUCAUGGUUGGUAGGGCUAGUACCAACAUAUGAUUAGCCCAGCGUCCACCGUUGGUAGGGGGCUAGUACCAUAUGGUUAACCCAGGUAGCUCCAUAAUUUACCAGGUAGGUUGGAUCCCUCCUCGACGAGGGUGUCAUGUUGUGUGUCCAAUGCACCAGGGAUAUCGAUAUUCGUGUUGAAUAUAAUUCUGCUCGACGAGGCACCAUAUCCAUAUGGUCCUGAGGAUGGCUAUAGCUUAUGGACAGCUCUAACAAUAAAAGCAUGGAUAAAGCACAUGCGAGCAAGAAAGAUUAAGGCUUUUGAGGAGCGACAACUCGAACUGCUCAAUUUCAAAUUAAAAGCAAAGCCAAAGCUGUAAAGUAGUAGUAUGCCGCUUGUGUCCAAGUAGUAGUAUGCCGCUUGUGUCCUCAAAAAAGAUAAACACUCUGAAAAGGUAGAGGAUACUAGUACUGAAAAGGAGACAGGUCUGUUAGAUUGAGAUCUCUACUCGACGAGAGAGUGCAGCUUCUUCACCCAAAGAACAAAGGAUAAAUGAACUUCUGAAAUUUCUCUCUCUCUUCCAUUUCUACAUCUCUGAGGACUUUCCACCUGCUACAAGUUCUUCUAAAAAGCACGUCUAAAAAUUUGAUUCUCUUCCACCUUUGUACCUUUCUCCACCUGCUAGUACUUCUUCGAAUUAUAUAUAUAAAUAUAAGUGCAUUUAAUAACAUCUCUUCCUUUAUUGUACACCUUGAUCCUGGUCUCAAUCUCUUGUAUUUCUAAUACGGUCAUACUAGAG